AUGGUUUCUGACCAACCAAGUGAGGACAUACAAACGUUCAGUCAAGUGGGCGCUGAACGAUCGGCCAGUCACGAAACGCAGAAAAAAAACGGUAUUCAGCCAGUAUCGGGAUUCAACGGUUCGCGGUUCACUGAACCGGACAGAAACGGUGAGGUGGGUGAUAGGGAGCUCUAUCCGACCGUUGACAAACAGGAAGAUAAAUAG
This is a messenger RNA of Peronospora matthiolae, 204 nucleotides long. NCBI's taxonomy places the organism in Eukaryota, Oomycota, Peronosporomycetes, Peronosporales, Peronosporaceae. The record is from the annotation of a GenBank genome assembly.